Drosophila obscura is the source of this 8113-nucleotide messenger RNA. RefSeq lists its product as uncharacterized. The coding region runs from base 3395 to 7966 and encodes 1523 amino acids. The transcript is spliced from 3 exons. The record is from RefSeq and is a predicted model, not a curated record. NCBI's taxonomy places the organism in Eukaryota, Metazoa, Arthropoda, Insecta, Diptera, Drosophilidae.
AAUCACACUGGGAAUGUGCUGCUGCUGCUCCUCUGGCCUCCUAAAAUGGCUGAUAAAAGCAAUUGGGAACACAAUCCCUACAAUUCUAGUGGAUCUGAGGGGAGUCUGGGUAGCGCAGUUCCAGCAAUUAAUUCCGUUUACAGCUGGGAAUACAAACAAUCCAAUCACGUUGCAGUCCCCGAUAACAAGCCAUUUUUGGUGGUCGAGAGUGUUAAAUGUGCCACUUGUGAUGUGUGCCUACGCAGACCAAGCGUUUCCAAGGAAACAGAAACAGAUCCACCAGAAACUCCAGCAAAAACUCCAGCAAAAACCCCGCAAAAAACUCCAGCAAAAACUCCAGCAAAAAGCCCGCCAAAAACUCCACCACGAAAGGGUAAAAGCCAGGCCGGUAAGAUCUCAAACGGCAAAAAGAAUAAUCAAGUCAAGUCCAGGGGUUCCAGCACAGCGAAGAAUAACAAAGAACCAGAAGGAGAUUUGUUUAGAAACAAGGAUCAAGGGCGCAGUAAAUCGAGUGAAAAUUUCAAGUAUGAAACUAAACGCAACUCAGCGAAUAUACAAAAAUCAGAUGCGAGUCUUAAACCAAUUGAAAAUUGCGAGGAAAAGCGUUGCGUGUGCAACGAAGAAAGAUGCAAAACAAAGAAAAAACUCCAGGAUUCCCGGGAUGGGCGUUACACACGCGAAAUGAAAGAAGUCAACUCAACUGAAAGCUUCCAGGACUACAAGUAUGAGCCUUACACACGCCAAGCGGAAAAAGUGAACUCAACAAAAAGCUUCGAGAAUUACCAGUAUGAGCCUUACACACGCGAAGCGAAGGAAGUCAAACCAACUAAAAAUCGCCAGGAUGUGUGUUGUUGCCUAUACAAAAAGGAAGGAUUCAAAACAUCUGAAAAUUCCCAGGAGGAUAGCUACACACGCGAAAUGGAAGGAGUCAAACCAACAAAAAACACCCGAGAUUACCAGGAUGGGUGUUGCCCAUGCAAAAAAGAAAGAUUUAAAACAAAUCAAAAUUCGCAGGAGGAUCGCUGCUCACGCGAAAUGGAAGUAGUCAAACCAACUAAAAACUCCCAGGACUACCAGGAUGAUCGUUGCAUAUGCGAAUUAGAAGAAUUAAAACAAAAUAAAAACUACCAGUGUCAGCGUUACACACGCGAAAUGGAAGUAGCCAGGGAAGGACAACGGGCCCAGAGCAUGCUGCCCGAUGUAUCCCACUAUAUUAUGUUCUGCACAAGGACAGGCGGAAAGACAAACCAAUUCAUCAGUUGCAAAAGUGGCCAAGUCGGCCAGGGGAAUAGUCAAGUCAACGAUUGCCGCAAAUCAAAGGCUCCCGGAGAGAGCCGCAGACAAAGCCGGGAAAGAUUUGGUGCCUUAAAUAGAGAUACGUCAUGGGAUGAUAUUGAAGGAGAUGGCACUGCGAAGCUGGGCAAACAAUUAUCGGUUGCCAGUACCCAUUCAGGCACUGAGAUCUAUGAGCAAAAUGCUGCCAUAGGAAGAAAGCAUAUAGAUAAGUCGGGCAAAAGAACAAGCCAGGCAAGAGGGUCCUCUGUUAGUUCCGUUGCGAGUCAAAGCUUCGACCGGGAGCGUCCCUCAACUGCUGGCAAAAGAAGACCGAGCGAAGCCGCCGCCUCCAGAAAAUGUCCAAUGUGCAGGGGUCCGAAAAAGGAAUUAUGUACAAAGCACAACACGAAGUCCCGCAAGUGCCAUGAAUGUUUGCCCAGCGCCAACAUAUGUGACGGGCCAGCAGAUGGGACCAGCCAGGCGCCUUCUAGGUUGGGCAGUCAGAUAUUCGACGAAUGUCCAUUUGAGCGCACAGCUGAGUGUAAAAUCCGGCAAGGAAAUAAUUCAGAAAUGCAAUCCUGCUGUGUAUGUGUCGAACGGGAAAGCAAACGGCAAAGGGCAUGCCAUUCCGGGAGAGACAUUGAAACACACAAUUACAGGAGAGCGAGUGAAUCACACAAUUCCCGAAGACCGAGUGAAUCACACCAUUCAAGGAGACCGAGUGAAUCACACAAUUCCCGAAGACCGAGUGAAUCACACAAUUCCAGAAGACCGAGUGAGACUUGCAGAGCAGAUGGUUAUCGGUCCAGAUCGGACCGGACCGGAUGCACAAGGCAAUCAAGCAGCCCCCCCAAGAACUCCAGGAGAAACCACAGCUACUCCGAGAUACAUAGGGAAAGUUACGGACGGAAUAGUAGCGCCAGCAACACUGAUAUAAAGGCACGGCCUGAUGGCUGCCGUGACCCCAAAUGCAAGCGAAGGUGUAUCAGAUGUGCGGAUGCCUCCACUAUGACCCCAAGCAGGAUCAGUUUGCGCAGUUCAGCAACGAACCUCUGUGGCAUUUGUGCAAAGGGAAAAGUGUGUGAUCCCAAAUGCACGCUGGGUACUCAAACAUCGCGUCCAUUGAUGGACUUUCAAUCCCCCAAUAUAAAAGAAACGCAGACAAAAAAACGCAAGAAAGUUGUACGCAGUCCUAGGAGAAAAUCGGGCACCCAGUACAUUUGUUGUCGCUGCAUUCCAGAGAUUAUUGAGACAUUAAACCGGGACAGCACCCCACAGAGUCGUGCGAAGACAGCUCCUCCGAGUCGUUCGAUGACAGAUCCUCAAAGUCGUCGUAUGACAGCUCCUCCGAGUCGUCCGAUGACAGCUCCUCAAAGUCGUCCGAUGACAGCUCCUCACAGCCGAUCGUCAAGUGUUAUGAAGAUGUCCCAGUGCCCCACGAACUUCCGCAAGUGCAAUGAAUGUGAGCCCAGCGCCAACACAUGGGGCGGGCCAGCAGAUGGGACUGCCGAUGGCCAGGCGCAUUCUAGGUGGGGCAGUCAGAUAUUCGGCGAAAACAUAUGUCCAAAUGAGCGCACAGAUUUUCCGAGUCUUCAUCAUGGACUCCACUCGUCCGAGGCUCUGCCGAGAUUAUCUUUGAGCAGAGAUAAGCUGACUUAUGUUGAAAGCAAGGAUAAAACGAAUGUGGCAACGAUCAAUGACAAUCUGCAAAAGGCUGUGAUUGUGUGUGCCUGCGAUUCGAGUAAUUUGGAUCGGACACUGCGCGAACUCCUGCCCAAUGAGGAGAGCGGGUGUCCGAUGCGCAGGAAAUGUUGCAAGAAGAAGCGCCACAAAUACGAUCGCUUUUCCAGUCCGCCCCCCUUUGUGCUGAACCCCAUGCCGAGAGCGGCCAACUAUGUCAACACCUGCUGCUAUCCGGUGGACAAGAGAUGCUACUCCGCCAGCUGCGGUCCUAAUUGGUGUGGUCAUUGCUGCUGGUAGAACAAAAUAAACCCAGUCGCUGGCCCACAUACAGCUUUUCAACAGGCUGUUGCUUUGGUUUGCUUUUCUCGAGCUGUCUACACAAAAUAGCUACCAGCUCUACCUCAACUGGGAUGUGCUGCUCCACUGUGCCUCAACAAUGAAUGAUUUUAAAAGGAAACGGCGUACGGCCAAGCAGUUGCUGCUGCGACGCGCGCUGAGCCGUAAUAAACAUGACUCCGAAACAAGCAAGCCGGCGGCUCUCUUAUCGAAGAGCGGCAUUACGGUGCUGCCGUCGCUGUCGCGGGAUCCCAAACUGGUGAGGGCCAUGCAGCGGACCCUGUCACGAUCGAGUCGCGAGAGAUCGGACAGAAGGCUCAAAACACAAACAAGACCGAAAAUCCUAAAGAACUCGACAGCGUAUCCAAUGCUGAACAAUGAUUCACGUUCCUGGAAGAAAGUGAAAACUUAUGAUGGUCCACGUAGCAAGCACUUGUUGGAGGGUAAGUCCGGCGCUAGUUUGGGCGCUGCAGCUUCACGGGGUAGCAGUCGAUCCCGAUACAGCUCCUCUGCUUAUCCAUCCACUUGGGCUAUGGAUGUGCGCAUGCAAGAGGAGAAAGCCCAUGAGACGAGCAACAGCCUGGAGGAGGUGUACAACUGUACACCGCUCAAUCGCACGCCCUACGAUCAUCAGCUCAGCAGGCCCCUCAAGUCCGACCAGUCCGUUCUGUGUUCCAUGAAGACCGCUGCCAGACGCUUGGGCCAGAGGCGGAAAAAACAGACACAGCCAAAGCCGAAAUCAGCACAGGCACAGCCACGCUCAAUGUGCGUGGCUCAGACUCAGACGUUGCCCAAACAAUCUGCAAAGGGCGAACCCCAGUUGCACCAGUAUAAGCCACCGAAAAAGUCCUACAAGCCAAUGUUUACAUCCGUGGUUGAGGAAAAGUUUCUUGGGAGCAGCAGGAGUUCAUCCGAAACGAGUGAGAUUAGUUUUAGAAAACGAAAAACCAGGCACAGAGUAUCCAGUGGCGAGGAUGUGAAACGUUCGAAAGCGAAACCAACAGCCAGGAGAAACCAAAUUCAAGUAGCCAAGAAGCGCGAUCUAACCGACUAUGGGGGCUAUACACCAUCGGAUGUGAGUCUCUCACAAGUUCCGAUCAAGCAAAUGUCCAAUACGGGGCUACCCCGUGGCACUGGCGGCCACAGGAAUGAAGACAGCCCCUAUACAAUGAGAUUGCCCACUGAAAAGGAAAUACAGAACUACAAAGACGAGGCUGCUUCCGAAGAUUGUAUGACCUGUUCUGUACGAGGGCGCAUGCCAAAUCGUUAUGCCGAAACCUCCUCCGCUAACAGUUAUCCUUCGGGACAUUGCAUCUGCGAAAGUGUGGACGGGAAAAGACAAAAUCCAUCGCUGUCCAGAAGGGGAUCACGUGCCACCACAACCGAUGCCAGCAGCAGCAGCAGCAGAAUGAGUCGACAGUCCCGGGGACGCAGCCGUAGGCCAAUGACGCGUCGAGCAUCUCGAUCGAGCAUAAGCAACGAGCCAAGAAGCUCGCACAGGCGAACGAGAGACAGACCAAACCGAGAGAGUAGACGGAGUAGGAACUCGUUCAGCACGGAUUCAAGGCGCAGCUCAAUUGGGAAUCGCAAGGAACAUGCUAAAAGCCAGCGGAAAAGUCACGCAAGCCAUGAAACGUCACGCAUAGCCAGUGAUCAGGGGCAUGCAAAAUCCAGAGGCAAGAGCAGUGCCAGUAGAAGAAACAGCCAGCAGCGGGACAAGGGCAACUCCAAGCGACGUGGCAGCGGCAUGGAAAAGAUCAGACGGAGAAGCAGCGUGGAAGUUAUUCCCGUGGAAAUUGGUGCGGAAAAUCUACGCAAGAGUAUGCAAUCCCUUCAUCAAUCUUCCAGGCACCAGCGAACAGAUCUAUGCAAAGAUCCGAACUGCAAACGAAAGUGUCGAAAAUGUGCGGAGGCCUCCACACUGACCUCUGAGCAUCUGUUGGGCGCUGCGGCUACUGGUUUGAGCUCGACGCGUGGCGGCAGUCUGAGCAAUGUGAACACUCCCCGCUAUCCAACCAACAGCUGUGGCAUUUGUCCAGUGACCAAAACCUGUGAUCCCAAAUGCGCCGAGGCAUCAGCUCAAACAUCCCAGCACAUGAUGAUGCGACCAAGUCAUAGUCGUGCUUCUAUGGAUAUUCCAAGAGCAAGCAAUCAUUUGGUGGAGGCUCAGAGAUCUCGAUUGAGUCGGCGUCCAAGUGAGCAAAGACUGUCUCAGGAUCCCCAGAGUCCGGGCUGGUCCAAUUUUCAAAGUCGUAGAACGUCUGCAGCCAACGGAUCGACAAUAUCACAGCAGGGGCCAUCCUGUUAUACUUGUCCCCACGCCAUUUGUCCGUUGAAAUGUUUGGAGGCAUGCACUCAAACAUGCUCUUUCAAUGCCAGGAGAUCAACUACGACAAGAGAGGAUUCUUCAGGGAUCGAUGAGUGCGAUGUGGGCCGUAUUAUUGAGAUACUACAAACGGCUUUGGCGGGUCUGGAAAUGGAGAAGAGAGCGCGUGUGCGCGGCUCAACAAAUCGUAUAUUCGAAGGGGGUCAAUCGCGUGUAAGUCAAAGCCAUGGCAUCAGCGGUUCCAAUGCGGAUAACGUCUAUGAGAGCGAGGCCACCGAUGGCACGUACUCAAGGCCAUUCGAUCCCUAUCAGCAUACAAUGUGCUAUUGCCCCCAUGACAUGUACAUGGGCGCCUCAAAUUUGAUGGGACAAACGAUGCCCUUUUUAAAUGUCGACUCCCUGCAUCCAGCCACCAAACGAAUUCUGCACUAUGUCAAUAAAAUAACUGGCAAGGCACCCGAAGAGAGGCGAACAAAACCAGAGAAGCAGAGCGGCAGCUCGGAGAAAUUUGUUGAACUAAUGGGCCAGAGCAGAGAUGAGAAAGAAGCGCCUCAUUCAAGCACCUCAAAAACUUCCUACCUCCGGUACAAUGAGGAUCACAGUGAUGGCCCGGAUAACACACCCGUAUAUCGCAAAAAUCGCACAAAUUCGCCAUUGAAAUCUCAUUAUGGAACAAAACAACGCUUCACCGCGCCGCAUUUGGCGAGUAAAUUUCGCGAAACCAGAGGCCGAUCAAAGGUUCGGGAAUUAGUUGGAUCAUACUGUCCCGUAUUCGGCAUCAAGUCCCAGAAGCGCUCAAACAUUUUUCUAUCGCCAAACCCCUGCUCCAAGUAUGUGCCAAUCAGACACGAACAAGACUCCAACUAUAAAAAAUACCUGCUUUCCAAAGGGAGAACAGAGAACUGUCAUUCAGAGGGAGAACGCCGAGGGCGGAGGUGCUGUCAAACAAAGAACAAUCUGUCAGAGGGAGAACGCCGAGGGCAGAACAAUCUGUCAGAGGGAGAACUGCGAGCGCGAGCUCGCUUUCCAGCAGAGAACAUUCUGUCAGAGGAAGAACUGAGAGGAGAAACUCGCUUUCCAGAGGAGAUUACUCGUAGCAGAGACUCCGACCGAUCAACAGACACUUAUACCAGAGAUGCUGACGUAAAGUCAAAAAGGCGGCGAAGAGAGACCAAAAAGCGUCGGAGCACAGGAAAUGCCUCUGUCACAAUGUCGUUUCUGAACGCCUAUGAAGCGCGAAUAUUCAAGGACUUUGAGAAAUAUAAAGAGACCAAAACAGCUGAAGCAGCCGCUCCUGCGGAGGAACCCGAACAAGAUGACCUGGUCGCUGCUACAGCCGGCGAGUCGAUUUGCCAGCAAGAGCCUGUAUGCCCUAUAUACCUGCAAUGUCAACAAGAGGAACAAAUAGCCAUAGCCACUGCUGCUCCCAAAAAAUGCCUACAAGAUCCCAUAUGCAAACACUGCCAGCUAAUGCAAAAGGAAAGAGAAAAACGUCGACUACAAAAUGAAAAGAACGAAAUGCAAACGCAAAAGAAAUCCUCAAUGUUCAGUGUGAACGAAAAGAAACAACCCCAAUCAAAGAAGGGUCCCUCAAAAUCUAGCAUUCAGACAAAGAAUCAAUCCAAGGAACCGAAAAUUUCCGGCGAGAAUCAGCCUAAAGAGAAAAAACCAUCCAAAUCCAAAGGUAUUUUCAGUUGGUGUUUGAAGAAGGACAAAAAUCGAAGCGAAGAAAAGCUGAAGCUGGAAGAUGGAAAGCUCAAGGAAAACGUGGAAAAGCAAAAUAGCCAACAAAACGAGGGAACAAUAAAGGAAAGUCAGAGCCAAGUCGUGAAAUCCAAUUCUUCAAUAUUGUUGAAGAAAUCUCCCUCGUCUCAAACAUACGAGUAUGAACGGAUUCCGGAAGAACAGUCGCCACCCACAAGCCAACCGAUACCAGAUAAGAAAGUGAUAGAGCCCGAGGCCAAAACACAUGAAAACACUACUGGUAAUAUACUCAAACUGGCAGCUAAUUUCUAUAACAAUGAAUGUCCCCGCUUUGAUGCCCGGAACGAUGUUCGGGUGCUCUACGAUUCUAGUGCUCGUUUUGCCAGGGACACAUACAGUGUGCGGGUGCUGCCAGACCCACCAAUACCUGCUAAGCCGCGAUUUGGAGACUAUUCCACAUCUUCCUGCAGUUCAAUCGUUGGCCAGUGCUAUGGGGGGCAGCAGCAGCAGCAGGAGGAGUACAAAAUGCCCCAAAAAAAUGUCAGCACAAAUGCAUUUUAUUCAAUGUUCCAGCAGCAGAAUCCCUUUCUCAAGAAGCGUAACUGUGAUUGUGAAUUUCAACGAAAGUGGGACAUUUUCUGAAUAAAUUCACAAUCAUAUUUACUUAAAAUUCGCACUAACCAAAUUUUAAUUUCAAAAUUUCAGUCAAAAUAAACUGCAAAUGCAAAAAAAAAUGAUUUUCUUUCUACACUACAUUUAGACAGGUGCCUCCGUGAGAAUUUCAUCCCU